Naegleria fowleri is the source of this 1050-nucleotide messenger RNA. RefSeq lists its product as uncharacterized. Bases 1 to 1050 code for a protein of 349 amino acids. The record is from RefSeq and is a predicted model, not a curated record. The transcript has 4 exons. Gene Ontology annotation, molecular function: protein binding; phosphatidylinositol binding. NCBI's taxonomy places the organism in Eukaryota, Heterolobosea, Eutetramitea, Acrasida, Naegleriidae.
AUGAAAGUCGUCAUUUCACAUCACAGCGUUUUGAAAAGUGAGGAUGACAAACAAUAUGUGGUCUAUCAUGUCACUGUAAAUUAUGAUGGAGUCAUUUGGGAAAUCUGUAAAAGAUAUUCCGAAAUGGAAAAAUUGCACAACUUACUUUCAAAAAUAAUUAACACGAAAAAGUUUGGAAAAUUCCCGAAAAAGUACCUCGUUGGAAAUUUAAAAGAAGACAAGAUUCAUGAACGACAAAUGGAACUCCAAAAUUAUUUUGAUAAUUUAUUGAGCGAACCUCUUGUUCCAACGUUACAGGAAAUUAUUGAAUUCUUUGAAGUGAAUAAGCACUGGAAUGAAAUUAAGAACAGCAAAGGAGGUACUUUUGCAUCGACCUCUUCUCAAAGCCAAUCUUCACAAAAACAGUAUAAUCAAAUGGUCACAGUACAAGUUGAAUCCUCAAGUCAAGAAGUACCAGUUUAUAAUAUUGUUAACUCGAACAAUUCUUCUUUACAUGGUGUUGUAAAAAGUCCAACCAUUCCAAGUCCCAACUCAAAUCAACAAGCUGAGGAAGAAAAGAACAAUAACAAUUUACAACAAAAUCAAUUCAUGGCUAUUCGUGACCAUUAUGCCAAGGACGAAACUGAAUUGACUUUUAGAGCAGGAAAUAUAAUUGAGGUGAUUCAGAAAGGAUCCAAUGAUAGAAAUGAAGAGGAUUGUUACUGGUAUGGUAGAGCUGUUGCAAAUGGUUCUCAAGGAUUUUUCGACGCUCGAUGUUUGGAUUUAGGUAAAAAUUACAAAGCUCCAAGAAUUAUCUCUGUUCUAAUGAAUGACGACGUCUAUGACACAGAUGAUAGCGUGCAAUUGGAUGGAACUAUUAAAACCAUUGAAAUUGAUUACGAAGCAGAAGGAGAGGGAGAAGUGAGCGUACAAAGAGGUCAAAAAGUUAAAAUUCUUCCUUCCUCUCGUCAGACACGAAAAGGUUUUAAAUUAGUAGAGGUCUUAUCAGACUCAUGCCAAACAGUGAUAGCUUCUGGUUAUGUUCCCACAGAAUACCUCAUGAUUUUAUGA